Messenger RNA from Micromonas commoda, 2637 nucleotides. It is a transcript of the gene SFI1, whose product is annotated as spindle assembly associated Sfi1. The coding region runs from base 1 to 2637 and encodes 878 amino acids. Lineage: Eukaryota; Viridiplantae; Chlorophyta; Mamiellophyceae; Mamiellales; Mamiellaceae. The transcript has a single exon. The record is from RefSeq and is a predicted model, not a curated record.
AUGCAAGGGCCUGCGCCUGACGGCCGUUCCGAGGUUUACGACGUCGAUGCCGUAUAUGACGCGCUAGCGAUGUCAGAGCACAUCGACGGAGGUUUUACGACGUUUGUCAGUGAGUGCGGCAGGCCUGCUCAGCCCCUGAACGCCUUCGUGCUGGGGAUGAAUCGUCCAGGGAUACUGCUCGCCUUCCAGAAUCCGUUGUGUCGGGAGGCGGGAUCCAGUCUGUCAAAUCGAACGUCAGAUCCAAAUUGCAAGCUAAAUAUAAGUGUGACAGGGAGAAAUCCAUCAAAACGACCACGGCACAGCGACUACCUGCAACCUCUGCCAUUGGCAUUCAGCUUGUCGGCCUUCUCUCAGAUGAUCUCUUGGAACGAGGCAAAGCCCAACCGCGAUUUGGACACAGGCGUCGAAGCUGUAAUCAUGACCAGGAUUUUGGGGUCGAUCGGCCAUGUGCAUCAGCUUAUAUCUGAGCUGCGCCUUUCUGAUUUCCGCCCAGACCCAACCAACUCACAUCUCAGUGCAAGAUUUCAGGAGGUCCCCUGCCGAUUCGGAGCGAAUCCAAGAAAUGACCCUCAGCGAAGCGGGAAGCUUCUCAAGGUUCUUGUCAGCCCCGCUUUCACUCAUUGGAGGGAACGGUCAAAGAUCUGGGCAUUAUACAUCAUGCGGCGGCUGCUCCAAAUGCGCAGAUAUGCGGAAGGUAACCUGAUGCGAAAAGCAAUAUUGGCAUGGCACAAGAUGACUUCAGGACUUGUGGCGGCGAACAAUCAAGUUGCUCUCGCCACGUUCGCAAGAUCCCUCCAACAAGAGGUGUUCAUGCGCUGGGUAAAAUUUGCCAGCAAAUCCGCGCACGCGCGUAGUGUGCUCGCCGCAGCGAUUGAAAGAUUAAGAAGUACAUUGAUGUCGAUAACGUGGAAUAGAUGGUGCAAGCGCGUGGGCGAGAUUCACUCGGAUAUAUGCGCGAUCAAGUUCUUCGAGCAUCGCGACAAAGCAGCGCGCUUCAGAAGGUGGCUCGAGCGCGUUGUCAAGGUAACUGCACAACGGGAAUACAUGCAUAUAUGCCUGAAGUUUCGCGAGCAUAAUUUGAUCGUUGCGACCUGGAAUCAGUGGAGGAAGUAUGUAGAUGAUAUAGGGUCUGCGCGUAUGGCGGUAAAAUGGUCGAGGGAACGAAAAAAGAUUGGGUAUUGGCUUCGAUGGCGAGAGUCAGUUGUUGCAUCCAAGAGAGCAGCAUACGCGCUGAAGACAAAGGCGUUCGUGCAAUGGGUUGCACUGAGUAAGAAAGGACACGCCACAAGGAGGAAUAUGUUCUUUGCUGUGCGGUGCCUGAAAUUCUAUACGAUUAAAAUGGCAUUUAAGCUAUGGUGUUUCUAUAUGAGGAACACACAGGUGACAUACGAGCUGGUACAUGAGAUGGAGUCACGAUCGCAGACUUCUGCGAUGACUAUCGCCUGGAAACGAUGGUCAUAUCACGUAGAAUUUGCACAAUGUGCCAAAAAUCUUGCCAGCAAAGCAACUGCAUUUGUUAUCAAGGCAUCCAUGGCCAAGGCAUGGUCAACGUGGAGAGAGUACAGAAUGUCACAUGCGGUGUCUGAGCGAGCAUUGACUUUCUGGGUGCAGUGUUUGAUGCGUAAAGUGUUUGAACGAUGGUGCCAAAUUGCUCGUUAUCGCGCGUUUCUUUGGGAGAUGACAUCGCUUUCACGCGCGCACAGGAAUGCACGCUUGCGCAUGGUGGCAUGGGAUUCCUGGCGCAUGGUGCAAUCAGCAAAUGUGCUCGAUGCAUGCGCGCGGUGUCAUAAAUAUCACUUAUUUCUGACAUCUUCCUUCAAGCGUUGGACUGUCGCCACUACGCAGGCACUCAUUGACAUGGAACACUGGCGCAUUGCGGAGGGUUACAACUGCCGUGCCUUGAUUGGCAUUACCUUUACUCGCUGGAUUGAAACUAUGCACGGCCUGCCUUCCUUGGCGUUUAAAUUGGAACAACAGGAGAUUGCUUUUCAGCACAGGGUUUGGAGGCUUGGCGUUGAUGCUCUUUGCCUCUGGCGGAAGGUUGCAAAAGCGGGAGUCAUGCAUCGCAAAUCUAUUACGUUUGCGGCAUUGUUUGAACGGGGAAAUCGCUUGAAAAAAUAUGUGCGAUCAUGGUACCAAUGGAGCUGGGCGUGUUGGUGCGGGCGUGUGGCAUUGGCAAGAUCCCAGUUGCGGUUGUGGCACAGUCACGUCGAAGAAGAGUUAAUCAAGCGGGGAAAAUAUGAAACAGCGUCAAAGCAUAACAAAAUUCGCCUCCGUCGUCGUACUUUCAUGACUUGGCUCGACACAUGGCUCAUCGGAGCCAGGGUUCGUCUAGCAAAAGCCGUACUCGAUGCAAAUGCACAGAGACGUGCGCUUCGCAAGUGGCGCCAUGUACAACACGAGGCUGCCCGCAUCCAACAAUGUUUGAUUCGCGCUGAUAGACACUACAAAGGACGCGCGCUUAGCUUAUGUUUUUCAGUUUUCGUGCACACGUGGGCGAGACGCAUGUUGCUUCGAGCAUUCUCUUAUCGUCGUCAGCGUCGAAGCACGGUGCUUGUUUUGAGGGGUUGGGGGAAACUGAUGUACGAAGCCAAGGCGGAACAGUGGCCAAGCGCAGAACGAAAUCGAGUCAACUAA